CACACACACAGCAACCUGCUUCAGGAAGCACUGGAAGACUUCAUACAUUAGAACAGGCUUUGUUCCAACAAGACAGGCCCAAGGGUUUUUUUUUUUACACAGAUGAAUGAGAAAAAAAAAGAGAUAAAGAAAGGGGGGAAAAGAGAGAGAGAGAGAAGGAGAGAGUUAAAACACCCCGUGGAAGUGGGAGGUGGGAAAAGAGUUUCCUGUUGUUGGACAAGAUCAGUCAGGACUGAGUGAGCAGCACAGAACAGAACAGAACAGAACAGAACAGAACAGAACAGAACAGAGAGACACAUUGUACGGACAGAGUGAGAGAAAGAAGUAAAAGAGAGCAAAGAGAGAGAGAGAGAGAGAGAGAGAGAGAGAGAGAGACAGGAGAAGAUGGGCUUCGCAGUGCUCCUGCUUGCUGCGUUGGCAUUGCCGUGUUCCUCCUCCUGGACUGAGGGUGAAGGAAACAGCACCUCGUUCGCCCAGGAUCAGACUGCUCAGGAGAUUCAGAGUGACUCAGACGGAGUGAGAGCGAGGGGAGACACUCCAGACAUCGAGGAGCCCGAGCCCACCGUCGCGGAGUCCGACUACGAGAGCAACUACAACUACUUGUUGUCCAGGCUGGCGGCGAUGGACCAGGCCAUCCAUAAGCUGAACGUGGGCCACUACACGCUGGACGUGAAGGUGAGCCAGCUGCUGGACAGGCUGCUGCGUCUAGAGGGCAAAGUGGCUGACGUCGAGGACUCCAUCCACGAUAUGUCGAACUUCUGCAGGGACAAUCGCAAGGAAAUUGGCCGUUUGGAAGGUUGCGUGAAGGGUCAGAAGGUGGGGCAGAAGUGCUUCCUGGUGUACCGCUUGUACGACACGUAUGUCGGCGCGUCUCAGAAAUGCCAGGAGCGUGGAGGACGCAUGGCGAUGCCACGGGACCGGCGUGAACAAGAGGCUCUGGCGGAGUACGUGAAGCUGGCACUGCCUGGCAGUAACUGGCCCGUCUGGCUGGGCAUUAACGACCUGCGCUCUGAAGGCCUCUACCUGUUUGACGAUGGUACGCGUGUGACCUACUUCCAGUGGAGGAAGCAUUUCCUGUCCAGCCAGCCAGACGGCGGGAAACGGGAGAACUGCGUUGCCAUGUCGUCCGACGAUGGAGACUGGUGGGAUAACUACUGCGACCGGCGCAUGUACUACCUGUGCGAGUUCGAAGCUUGACCUUUGACAUGUACAUUCAGGGGCCCGGUGUCACAUAAUUCAAAUUUCAUUUGUAAAUAAACUCAUGUUGCAUUUCCACCACAAACCACCACCACUGGUGGCAAAUUUGCAGUGCUUUGUGAAGGGAGCCUCCUUUUUUUCUGUGUAUGUGGGGGGGGUAAUUUUAGGGCCAGAAAUACAAUAUAUGGACAAAGGUUUGUGGACACCUAACUAAAGGUGUUUUUUUUUUAACAUCCCAUUCCACAUUGACUCCCGAUUUUCCCUCGUAAUAAGCUCCAAUCUUCUGGGAAGAUGUUCCACCAGAUUUUGAAGAGAAUUCUUUAUUCAGUCCCAAGAUUGUUAGUAAGUACAGUAGGGUCAGGUACUGAUGUAGGCAAGGUGAGGAGCCCUGGGGUGGCAUUCCAAUUCAUUCGAAAAGGUGUUCAAUAGGGUUGGAGCUCAAUAUCAGGAGAUCUUCCACCUUGUCCAACAGGUUUGGAGCCACAUAUGGCUGUAAAAGUUAGGUGUCCCACUACUUUUGUCCAUAUAGUGUAUAUAAACCAAAGCCUGCAAUGAGCAAUUCGAAUCAGGACGUCUCAGUUUCUCGACCAAAAAUACGUGACAUACCGUACCUUUGUAUAUAAAGACGUUUUUAAUCACACGCAUACAGUCAUAUCGUCCCGCCUUCUACUUCUGUAGUUAGAGGAGAGUAUUUCCUGUCUACCUAGAGCAGCUACUUUACUGUUUGUUGACUUGCACAUGAAUUGUUUGCCGCACAUGGAGUUGUGGACCGGGAGGUGGGGGGUUCCUGAUCGCCCCAGCUGGAUUCAAAUAAAACCUUUUAUUUAAUAUGA
Messenger RNA from Silurus meridionalis, 2030 nucleotides. RefSeq names its product C-type lectin domain containing 11A (gene clec11a). The transcript has 4 exons. Bases 385 to 1197 code for a protein of 270 amino acids. Lineage: Eukaryota; Metazoa; Chordata; Actinopteri; Siluriformes; Siluridae. The record is from RefSeq and is a predicted model, not a curated record.